Molecule: messenger RNA, 8402 nt
Organism: Anopheles funestus (African malaria mosquito)
Lineage: Eukaryota; Metazoa; Arthropoda; Insecta; Diptera; Culicidae
Gene: Rab3-GEF
Product: MAP kinase-activating death domain protein
Exons: 17
Coding region: 1063-7269 (2068 amino acids)
Biological process (GO): regulation of apoptotic process; regulation of Rab protein signal transduction
Cellular component (GO): cytosol
Molecular function (GO): guanyl-nucleotide exchange factor activity
Source: RefSeq, a predicted model, not a curated record
AAAUUUUAAUUUACUUUAAAUUAAUUGGGGAUACUAAACCCCAACUUUACGUUUCACUAUGAGAUGUAAUUUCUCCUUUAUUGUGAUAAAUGUUUUCACGUAACCGUUUCAAUAUAUAUGUCAUUCCGGCCGGAGUUACCAUAGAGUGUCGUGUGUAAAUACACUUGCCAGUGUGGCCGUAUAGUAGAGAAUAUAGUUUUGUAGGAAGUUAUUGCUAGUACUAGCUCCCUCUGUAGUCUAUCCACUGGAAGCAUUCACGAGUUCGCAUACGAAAGACGAAGAAAAUUGGUAGCGCCUGCGCUCGAUUCGUUAUCAGCCUGCGGGUUGAGACACACAACGCUCCUUGCCUUUGUAUGCUUUAGAGCGGGAUAUAAAAUUGGGUUGGUUGCCUGCUUAUCGGGGGGGUGGUCGGAAAAAAAACGUGACGACGUACCUAUUUUCCAUUACGAUUGUGUGUGAAAAACAGCCAUCAGUCAACAACCGAAACUUGAACAGUGCAGUCGAAAAGAGGUCCGCUCGAAAAGAGCUGUUACUACUAAGAUAUAGCGAGAAAGAGGGAUAGAAAUAGAGUGAGAGAGAGAGGGAAAGAGAGAGAAAGGAGGAAAAGAUGAGGAAUUCUGCUGGGUUUUGAGCUAAUGUGAAAAUUUCGGUUUCAUAUGCCUCACCUAACUUUUGGGGCUGGUGCAAUUUGGUGAAAACCGUAAAUCAUGUGUCAGGAGCGCAAUAUUUGUAGGCAAGCAAGAACACGGUUGUUCAUGUUGAUGUGCCCUGUAAAUCUCCAGCAGCUCUACACUCAAGCUUAAGGUAUAACAGUCUUCCUGCACAUAUUACCUUAUACCUCGGACAACGAGCAGAAUCAUCCCAUGUGGUAUUAUCAAGUGUACACGGCAUAGAUGCUUCUUCAGCUAAAUUUAGCGACCGUUCAGCAGAACCGACGCACGGCACUGUGGAUCUAGCAGGAGGCGCCUAUCAUCCCGUAUAUUAGGCAGCUUCUUUGUGGAAGAUUUGCCAUCCUUGCCGCAUAUUUGACGUCAGCAGAAGCCCGUUAGAUCUCACGUUACAAUGGCCGAACAGCAGCAACGUGACUCGCUAUGUCCGCGAUUGAUCGACUAUCUGGCAAUUGUUGGGGCUCGCACAACGCAUGUGACGCGCUCCGGGACUGGUAACGUAGUGUCUGCUUCUGGUUCUGCCAGUCAAUCGUCGGUGCAGCUACCGGAGCUAUUGCGACGUUACCCACCCAUGGACCAUGAUGAUUUCCCGCUGCCGCUGGACAUGGUGUACUUCUGUCAGCCGGAAGGAUGCGUCAGUGUUGGUUCCCGGCGGACAGGAUCAGCUAUAAGGGAUACAACAUCCUUUGUGUUCACCCUCACCGAUAAGGAUUCGGGCAAAACGCGGUACGGUAUCUGUGUGAACUUUUAUCGUCCGAUCGAAAAAUCGUUGCCGCGCGUUAGUGUCGGUUCCGGCACGGCAAAUAGUAAACAGCCACCGAACUCCUCACUGCGCCGUGAGUCGUGGCGCAAAAGCAUGGAGAAGAGUUCCGAUUCUGCCUUUUCUAGUGACUAUCGGAGCAGCAAUAUAGCACCGAGCGACUCAUCCGACCGGGAUUGCCCCAGCAGACGUGACUCGGAUCCACCGAAUGCGAGCACCAACUAUGGAACUACCCAUCAAUCACUGUUGGGAGUGGUCGGUCCAUCCGGGGACUCCGAAUCCGGUGGUAGCCAUUCUCCCUCGCCACGCGCCUCCCGAAAGCGAUCGAAAAUUCGUAACCAUUCCCUGACAUCACUGUGCAUUCUCUCCCAUCAUCCAUUCUUAACGAUAUUUCGCGAAUGUCUGUUCAUACUGAAACGGCUAAUCGAUGCCUGUAAUGAUUCGUGCAGCCCGAAACGUGUUGGUGCUGCACGGCCAUCGGUGCGCGAUAGUGUCUGGAACGUGCUUACUAACCAGGCAUCGGAGUCGACCAGCUCGGUCAUACUGCACGAUGUACAGGAGAUCGAAACCUGGAUCUUGCGGCUACUGUCCGCGCCGGUACCGGUGCCCGGUUCAACGCGCGUCGAGGUAGACGUGCUGUCCGCUGCACUCUAUCAACCGCUCGUGUUUGCCCUUCCAGACCACACACGCUUUACGCUGGUCGACUUUCCGCUUCAUCUGCCGCUGGAACUGUUGGGUGUCGAUACCUGUCUGCGGGUACUGACGCUAAUACUGCUAGAGCACAAGGUCAUCAUACAGUCGCGUAACUAUAACGCACUUUCCAUGUCCGUAAUGGCGUUCGUGCAUCUGAUCUACCCAUUAGAGUACAUGUUCCCGGUGAUUCCACUAUUGCCAACAUGUAUGGGAAGCGCUGAGCAGUUGUUGCUUGCACCCACGCCUUACAUUAUCGGGCUACCGGCGACCUUUUUGAUGUACAAGAAAAACUUUCGCUUACCGGACGACAUUUGGCUCGUUGAUCUAGACUCGAACAAGCUCACACCGGCUUCUGGUGAGAUGGAGGCAAUACCAAUGUUGCCGGAACCAGAAGGCGGUAUACUGAAGAAUCACUUGAAACAGGCUCUCAACUCGAUGACUUCCGGGAAUCAGGCAUCAUCGAUGCCGAAUCGUCCGCCCGCUGCUAACGGGCGAGACAGCUUCAAUAGUACGAACGCUACUACUGGUUUAGCACUGCAGGCACCGCAGUCGUCCGGAUCGCAUGGUUCUAAUCAUGGUGGCGUGUCGUCCACUGGUACCGCACCUUUGACUGGUCCGUCCGGCCCUACAGUUGCUUCCCAACAGCCAAGUCCCGUCGGUCAACCAUCCGCUGCAAAUCCACUGAUUUUUGGUGCGGACGUCGAUUCGGUCGAUGUGGCGACACGUGUUGCAAUGGUGCGGUUCUUCAAUUCGCAAAACACACUCGCCAACUUCACCGAGCACACGCGCAUACUGCGACUAUAUCCACGGCCAGUUGUCGCCUUUCAGAUUAAUAGUUUUCUGCGUUCGCGACCCCGUACGUCUGCCUUUUUGAAUCGCUUCGCCCGUACUCAAGCUGUUGAGUGGUUAGCCGAAUGGUCACUGACGCCCUCGAACGUAGCGUUUCUUCGCGUGCAGACGGGUGUAUUGGAUCCGGCGCAAGUCGGCGAUAAGCCGAAAUGGUACGCACACGCCCUCAACCCGAUUCGCUUCCAGGUGUGGGACGAGGGUAGUUCGCUCAGUGUCGCACUCAAGCGUAUGUUGCGGCUCGAGAGUCAACCAACGGAUGAGAGUGGUUCCGACUCGGACGGUGCGGACAGCACUAGCUCAUCGUACUCGUCGCUAAGUGACUUUGUGUCCGAGAUCGUAUCAUCGGAUCUGUCGCCGAGUCUGCACGAGGUGUACGCUAACCAGCACCAUCAUCAUCAUCAUGUCGCACCGAAGAACCUGUCAUCGAAUCUAGACCCACAUCUUGUAUAUCGACCGCCCAGCUCGUUACGCUUCCCGGAAGGAAUGCAACCGCAACCGAGAGAACCGAGCGGUACGGAGCAACCGGACUCAGCCGAAUCGACAUCUUCCAGCCAGUCUGACCUUAGCUCGCCCAGCUUCAAUCGGGAUUCGGAGUUUGAAUUUAACCCCAAGACACGCAACGAGGUACAUCUGGUGGUAAAGCCAGAGCGUGAGCAUGGUAGCUUUGAGAACGAAUCUGACUCCAACUCAACCACAACUCCGAAGACAAUCGUAUCGAAGGAUAGUGGAGGUUCGCACGAAGCAGUCGCCGGAGCCAAACGUAGCGGAAAGUUGUGUAAGAUACCACCACCCAUAUCGCCUAACUUUGGACGACAGCAGAGCGGAGCAAAUCUGUUGGCACGCACAUCCAGCUCCGGCUCGACCGGUUCUGGCAGCCAUCCACCAUCGCUUGGAUCGGCCGGAUCACAGCGCCAGAGCUCGCAAGGCUCACUGUUCGAGGUGCUGACGACACAGGCGAAGGAGCUCGUUAGGGAAACGACCCGACAGAGCAGCCAGGACGGUCUGUUGGCUCAGAUGGAUAAGUUCAAAGUGCAGGCGAAGGAAAUUGAAGAAGAUCUCAAGAUUCUAGCUCCCCUUGAGCAGCUUACGUUACAGGCAAAGAAAGCCGCCGAAGAGGCUUCGAAACAGGCUCUCGAAGCAUCGAAGCAGGCGGCUGGAGUCAGCAAGAAUACGAUCGAGGAUCUAACGUACGUCGGCAAAUCCACCAUUGGGGAUCUCACCAAAUCGGCAAAAGAGGUGGCAGCGAAGAAGGGAUUACUGCAGCAGGGUACCGGACCCUACUCCGGUCCGCAGUCGUUAAAUUCGCCGACUUCCAAUACGGUGGCCACCACUAAUCAGUCACUGUUUUCGUCGAUCACGAGCGAUUUUAACGGCAUCGCCCAAUCGACAUCCUCCAUGUUCUCCGAUCUAUUCGGUAGUAAGCAGAAAAACCAACAACAGCAGCAGCAACAUCAGCAACAUCAGCAGCAUCAACAGCAACACCAUCAACAGCAGGGCGGUGACACACAGCGUGCUACCAGCAUGCUACAGCAGCAGCAGAUCAAAAUGAAGGAAAAGUUAUCGUUCGAUCCAUUCCCGGGUCGGAAGGGGUUGGUGGAGCGCAAUCCGCUUAUUAAACAUUCCGGUCCGAAGCAAACGAAGGAAGAGAUUCAGCGAAUACAGAACGCCGAGCGGUCGACAAGUAAUUCGGAAAAUCAAACCUUUCUUAAGGAUCUUGUAAAUCAGGUGCUGGCCGGUGAGGGUGUUGGAUGGUUGAAGCUGAACCGUCUCAAGAAGCUGAUGGAGGACGAAUCGUACCGUAUGCUUGUACUGGGGAAGCUCAAUAGGACGCUUGAGCGAAAAAUUGGACCUGAUGAUCAUAUAGACGAUGUGUGCAUAUCGAAAGCCGUGUACAAAGGUACGCUCAAGUGUUUGGUGGCAAUAACGCAUGGGUUGGAACACACGAUUGGAAACUUUGGGCUCGGUGGGAUGGCGUCCGUCUUUCAGAUGAUGGAAAUCGCACACACGCAUUACUGGAGCAAGGAUUUAACCGAAGGCGCAGGUUCAGAUAUGUCCGCCAGUUUACUCUCCAGUCAGAGUGUCAGUCCAAUGGGCAGUCGAGAGAAUCUUCGGUCGCCGCAAAGCCCUACGGAAUUGUCCGACUGGAUGUUGGGUGGUUCUCGCAAAAGCUCAAAUGCGACCACGGAUCAUGUUGCUCUAUCACGGCACCCGUCGGAGAACGAGCAGGAAAACCAGUCCACGUCGGAGAUGUUCAAGGAUAUGCUUUCGCUUAAACGUAACGUGUUGUUUAACAAGUUGACAUCGUUUGAUUCCGAGGGUAGCAUUGCGAUGCAAGAUUCAUCUGGGACAUUAUCUGUCGCUAGUGACGUUUUGCCGCAACAGCAAACCGGUGACUAUUUGGCCACCUCCAUUUCUUGCCGGUCGACUGUGUCGGAUACGGAAUAUGAGAAGUUUCCGAAAAGUUCCACCCUGAAGGAUGCGAAAAAGAUGGCGGGCGGUAUAUUCUCCGGCAAGUCAUCACUGAGUGCGGGUUUUCGCUACACCGGCGGUAGCCUUAUUCCCUCGUCCGGAUCACCAUCACCGGAUGCACCGCGGGUGUAUCUGUUCGAGGGUUUGUUGGGCAAGGAUCGGUCCAGCAUUUGGGAUCAGAUGCAGUUCUGGGAGGAUGCGUUCCUGGAUGCGGUGAGUCAGGAGCGGGACAUGAUCGGGAUGGAUCAGGGUCCGGGUGAGAUGAUGGAGCGUUACAAAGCGUUAUCCGAGUCCGAGCGCAAGCGGCUAGAGCACGAUGAGGAUCGUCUACUGUCAACGAUGCUCUACAAUCUAACCGCAAUUCUGGUUAUGCUGAAUGUGCACAAGCUGGAAAUAAAGAAGAAAGUUCGCCGAUUGCUUGGUAAAAGUCACAUCGGCUUCAUCUACUCGCAGGAAGUGAACUUACUGCUCGAUCAGAUCAAUAAUCUGCAUGGUAAUGAUAUCGAUCUGAAGCCACUUGGUUCCCGGUUACUGCAUCGGCAAAGUUUCACCGUGCAUCAGGGUAUCGAUGCAAGCGGAUCGCUCCGGUUUAUUGAGGUGCGUGAUGACGGACUGGUGUUGCGUUCGGUUAAUGGCAGCAUCACCGAACGAUGGUGGUUCGAACGGCUCGUUAACAUGACGUAUUCGCCGAAGACGAAGGUACUCUGUCUGUGGCAGCGUAACGGUGGCCAAACACAGCUACACAAGUACUAUACACGCAAGUGCAAGGAGUUGUAUAACUGCAUCAAGGAGUCGAUGGAACGCAGCGGUUGCGCUGGCCAGGCACCGGAGUUAGGAGGUGAGUUCCCGGUACAGGACAUGACCACCGGCGAGGGAGGUUUGCUGCAGGUGUGCCUUGAGGGCGUCGGACUGUUGUUUGCCAACAGCAAGUUCUUCAUCCGACUGAACCACAUACGGAAGUGUUUCACACAGAAGGGAGGAGUGUUCAUUUUGGAGGAAUACAAUCCUAAAACGAGACUUAUUAUUCAGCGUAAAUAUAAAUCUGCGAUGGCGGAUCAAAUAUGCUAUGCGGUGCUGUGCGUUUUCUCAUACAUUGCCGCCGGUCAGGAGCAGACAAAGCAACAGGGAUCUGUCACUGGGAAGGGAAUAUCAGCUGGGCCGCAGCACGUACAGGUCCCUAGCGCACAAGCAAACGUUGGACAGUCACCAUCGGUCAAAACUCUUCAGGUUCAGCCACAACAGCAGCAGCAACAGCAACAACAGCACCAACAACAAUCGCAAAAAAUUCAACAAAUUCAUCUGCCCCAACAAAGCUCACCAAAGUUAAAAACCGUCGUCGGUAAACCGAUCAGCCCCAAACAAUCGGCACCGACAGCGAUACAGCAGCCGGUACAGCAGCCACCGGCGCACCCACCGCCCACCUUUCAGUCGCAGCAACCACAGCAACCGAAUCAGCGAAAGCAUUCCAACACCUCCCAAGCGGAUGUAGCAACAGCGGACAAAGCAGCGUCGGUACCAAAACCACCAACAAUUCCAGCACGGCCGAAGGUCACCUCAUCCAGCUCCAUUUCUAGCAGCCCACCGUUAACCAAGGCACCGGUACUGGUGCCAAACCGGGGUCCACCACCAGCAAUUCCACCCCGCACUAGCCUUUCGCAGCGGUCCGAUUCGGUCAGCAGUACGUCCAGCCACCAGCAACCAUUGCAACGUCAGUACUCCGCCAUCGAACCUUCCGCCUCUGCCCGACAGUCGGGUGCAAAACCGUUUCCGUUUCGUUCGCUACAAAAACAAUCGACAGACGCUGGUGGUAAUGCAUCGUUGGAACAUUAAAGCCAGUAGAAUGCCAGUAAACACUGCAGAGAUGGACUCGAUGGACUAGCUGACCUGAAUGUAACGCUCGCAAAAUGCAACGCAAACCAUAAUACAACGAUUAAAACGUAAGCGAGCGACACAACCAGUUUAGAGAGGGAAGGGAAGAAGAGAGUAAACUAUCCACUGUGCGAAGCUCUAUGGUGCAAUUGAAUCUUUGGAGUAGAAAGAAAGAAAGAAAAACAAACACAGAUCUAUAUAAUUAAACAGAAACAAAAGUGUCGCGUGCUGUUAAAAAUAAGCUUUAAAUAAUACACAUCUUCAGGUAGGAUAACGAGCGGGUCUCGCUUCUAGGUGAAUUACGUUCAAUAGUUUCGUCUGUACGCGAUGGAUGCUUUCAUCAGCUGCAUAUGUUUAAGUGUUAAUGUUGUCGAUUACAUUUCCGUUUCCAGUUUUAUGAAAUGCUUUGUUUUUGUGCACAAAUGUUAAUAAGAGCGAUAAUAUAAUUUGCCUGAGGAACGCGAGGGAUGGGGGCAAUGUUAGCAUUAGUGUGAUAGUAGCCAUAGAAUGUACGAAGAUAAGGGAACUUCGGUCUGAACUAUACAUACACGUGCGCCUGUAUAUAUCACAGCCAGACAGCCAGCCGGUAGGAUAAAUUCGUAAUCGAUAAUUUCGCCUCAGGUUGAUAGCAAGAAAAGAAAACACCCCGGACAAAUACGUUCUACUAUUUAAAUGACGCAAAAUAUCGCCAAUGUAAAACCCAAUGGACCCCCCCGAAGAAGACACAUCAGUUUGCGUUUAUGUUAAAUCUCAAUAGCUUUAAAACAAUAUAUCAUCCGUGUGUGUGUGGCGUUAUGUAUCGAAAACUCGCCCCCCCGCACUAUAUUUAAACACUGUAAUCGUUCGCGGACGCAGACAUGUGUUCCCUCCCCCGCCCCGUAGACCCGUUACCUUCGACCCUAGCCGUAGUAGAUCCGCCAGUUGUGAUAGCAACCUGUACGCGUUAGCGACCACAAGAGCAAUACAUACUUUCAGGAGCGACAGAUGAAGCAAAUGGUAGGAAACUGAUAGAAACGGGAAGUGAAAAUCAACAAAAUAAAGGCAAUCCAAUGUAUUGGGAGUGCGUAGAAUCUGCCGCUUCCAGUGUAUGCAAA